This is a messenger RNA of Austrofundulus limnaeus, 2128 nucleotides long. It is a transcript of the gene glt8d1, whose product is annotated as glycosyltransferase 8 domain containing 1. The record is from RefSeq and is a predicted model, not a curated record. Gene Ontology annotation, cellular component: Golgi apparatus. The transcript is spliced from 9 exons. The coding region runs from base 290 to 1390 and encodes 366 amino acids. Gene Ontology annotation, molecular function: glycosyltransferase activity. NCBI's taxonomy places the organism in Eukaryota, Metazoa, Chordata, Actinopteri, Cyprinodontiformes, Rivulidae.
GCUGUGUUAUAGUAAACUUGUUGAUGUUGAGUUGGCAUUUUGGCUUCAACGUGAGUUUGUCUUGUACACGGCUUCCUUUUACAAACUGUGGGACACUAGCAAGUAUUCCUAAAUUUAACCUUACUAAAACCUAUUUAAUAACAUUAUUUAGGGUUUACGGUCGCCACGAAGCAGUGAAGCAACGAUACAAAGACAGGGGGAGGUCUGAUCAGGCAUCACUCAGCGUCGGUGUUUUUUUUUUUAACCUUUUUUUUUUGUAAGGUUUUAUGAGUGCUGCAAAAUAGAUGUCAUGACACUGAGAAGAGUGAACGUGGUUAUCCUUAUACUGCUGGCUGUGGCCUUCCUAAUUAUAGUUCAGCGAAACCUCCUCAACCUCAGUGACUUCUUACACAAAGAAAGCCCAGAUGCUGGGAUGGUCCUUCCCUUUGAGGCUGAGCUGUCUCUAGAUCAAGUCCAAGACAUGGAGAGGAAAGGAGAGGAGAUCCCUGUUCUCAUCACCGCUACAGAGGACAGACUUGGAGCAGUGAUUGCUGCCAUGAACAGCGUGUACCAGAACAGUAAAGCCAACGUGGUUUUCACUAUUGUGACCAUGAACGACACCACGGAUCAUCUAAGGAUGUGGCUGAGCCAGACAAAGUUGAAAAAUGUCAAACAUAAAGUCAUUAUUUUUAACCAAGAGCUUCUCAGUGGGAAGAUUCCAAAAGAUCUUAAGACAACAGAGACUUCAAAACCAUUGGCGUUUGCCAGGUUUUAUUUGCCUUUAUUUAUACCUGAGGCAGAGAAAGCGAUCUACCUGGAUGAUGACAUCAUUGUGCAAGGAGACAUUCAAGAACUUUUUGAAGCUAACCUCAAACCUGGACAUGCUGCUGCCUUCUCUGAAGACUGUGACUCGGCAUCUUCUAAGGGUAUAGUUCGAGGAGCUGGAAACCAGAACAACUAUAUAGGUUUCCUGGACUUUAAGAAGGAAUCGAUUAAGAAGCUUGGGAUGAGGGCCAAUACGUGUUCCUUCAACCCAGGAGUCAUUAUUGCAAACCUGACGGAGUGGAGGAACCAAAACAUCACCCAACAGCUGGAGCACUGGAUGGAGCGCAACACCCAAGAAGAUCUGUACAGUAAAACUCUUGCAGAGAGCGUCACCACUCCUCCGCUUCUUAUUGUCUUCUACAAACGUCACUCCUCCAUUGACCCACUGUGGCACGUGAGACACCUCGGCACCACUGGAGCUGGAAAUCGCUAUUCCCCCCAGUUUGUGAAAGCUGCCAAACUCCUGCAUUGGAACGGACAUUAUAAGCCCUGGGGGAGAGCGUCCUCUUUUUCUGAUGUAUGGGACAAGUGGUUCAUUCCUGACCCGACAGGAAAGUUUCAUCCAGUGCGACGACACUCAGAUUAAAUAAUGGGUUUCAGGAACCUUUGAACCAGCUCAGUCUCAGGAACUAUAGCCUUUUUUUUUUUUUGCUAAUAAUCUGGUUUUUAUCCUCUGGAUGGUUUGUUUCCAAGCAUUUUUAGUCAUUUGUUUUAUGUGACUUACAUUUCUUAAUUUUUUUUUUGAUAAACCACUGAAUGGAGUUUUUUAUAUGUUCAUGGAAAGUUGUGCAUUAGGUAUCUUACUUUUUUAUGCCGCCCACUAAUUGUUACAUCAUCAUUCCCUGUAGCUCCAACAGGUCAGCCAUUUCCUAACGAGUACACUACAUUUUAUUAUUUUCUCUGUGCCUCAAAACAAGGUCUCAAGAAGGCAGUGACAUAUAAACAAACCUCUGCUUCAGGGUGAACCAGGAAGUGUCCUCAUGGAGGUAUUUUUAUAUUUUAGAAGAGAAAAAUGAUCUUUGAUCAUAAUCUGUAUUAAUGUGUCAUGAACUCUGUAGUUUCAAUGUUAAAUUGUCUUUAGUUCAACUAAUAGUGUCCUGUUGGAUUUCUGUUAAUGCUGCCCAUUUAUACCCGUUCUUGUUCUUUGCUUGGUCAAAUGUUUGUUACACAAAUCUUUGUUCCUUUAAGUUGACCUACCCUAAUUUUCAUUUGUUGUAAAUGAUCACUAAGCCUCUUCUGUUGAACUGUGGAUUUUAUAGCAUGCUUCUAACCAAAUUUUACCUCUUCAGAAAUUGCACAGAUGUCUUUAAGAGAUUUUAUACAA